Messenger RNA from Dacryopinax primogenitus, 2111 nucleotides. RefSeq names its product general substrate transporter. The transcript has 3 exons. The record is from RefSeq and is a predicted model, not a curated record. Bases 211 to 1788 code for a protein of 525 amino acids. Gene Ontology annotation, biological process: carbohydrate transport; transmembrane transport. NCBI's taxonomy places the organism in Eukaryota, Fungi, Basidiomycota, Dacrymycetes, Dacrymycetales, Dacrymycetaceae. Gene Ontology annotation, cellular component: membrane. Gene Ontology annotation, molecular function: carbohydrate:proton symporter activity.
GGUGAUAUUGUGUCUCGAAAUGUUCAGCUGAUCACCAGCACGAUAGGUACGCAGAUGCGGAGAACAGUGGGGAAACCAGAAUUGGCAAUGCAGCCCUGGAAUGCUAUAAAGCUCGCGAUAUUUUUGGUCAAGGGGAUUCACCGCUUCUUUUGACGCCUGAUCGCAUAACCACCCCCUUUACAUAUCUAUCACCAAUCCUGUCUAUCAACCAUGCCUGGCAACAGCCUCGCCCAAAGGCUUGCCGAUCAGUCGCACAUCAACCACCUUCUCUCUCUGGACCAUGUACCAUGGUACAAAAAGCCUAACCUGCGCCUUUUGUAUCUCUGCAUCGUUCCCGCCGCCCUCGGUGUCGAGAUGACUUCCGGCUACGAUGGCUCGGUAUUGAACGGUCUUCAAGCAGUCCAGCCAUGGUUAGAUUACUUCCAUAACCCUCAAGGCGCAAUCCUUGGCGUCAUUACUGCAGCCUUCUCUAUUGGCGCGGUCAUCGCACUUCCUGUCGUACCCAUGUGCAACGAUCGCCUUGGUCGAAAGCCUUCAAUUAUAAUUGGGUCUAUCAUCAUCUUAAUUGGCGUCAUACUUCAGACGUCAUCCGUUAACAUUGCAAUGUUCCUUGUUGCUCGUCUCUUCCUUGGUGGCGGAAUUCCUUUCGCCAUUGGUGGAGCCUCGCAACUGAUCUCGGAGCUUGCAUACCCGAAAGAGCGCGGUGUUCUCACAGGCCUUUUCAAUGAGUCAUGGUACGCCGGCUCCAUCAUCGCUGCCGGCGUGACCUUGGGCACAUUCUCCUGGACCAACGACUGGAGCUGGCGGCUUCCUUCGCUGCUGCAGUUCGGCCCGUCAUUCCUCCAGCUGGUAUUUAUAUGGUUCAUUCCCGAAUCACCAAGGUGGCUGGUAGCUAAGGGUCGUGAAGAAGAGGCGUACGAUAUCUUGGUUAAAUACCAUGCCGAAGGCGAUCGUGAUAGCCCAUUCGUGGCCGCCGAAUUCCAGGAGAUCAAGCAAUACAUCAGACAAGAAGUCGAAAGCGAGAAAGGUGCUUGGAUCGACUUGCUGAAGACGUCUGGCAACCGCCGUCGAGUACUUAUUGCGGCUUGUGUUGGUCUCUUCUCCCAGUGGUCAGGCAAUGGACUGGUUUCCUAUUACCUUGCUAAGGUUCUUGCUACCGUCGGUAUCACGGUCAAACGUCAGCAGAACAUCAUCAAUCUCGGGUUGCAAUGUUGGAACCUCAUUACAGGCGUCACCGGCGCCUUCAUCACACACGUCCUAGGUCGUCGCCCUCAAUAUCUCAUUUCGUACACUGGUAUGUUGUUGGUUUUCAUUGCUUGGACAGCCGCUUCCGGUGUAUUUGCGGGCGAUAACAGCAACAAUGCUGCCGCGGGUGCUGUUGUGGCCAUGAUCUUCAUUUACUAUGCGUUCUACAACACAAUGAUGCCAUUAACCUACAUCUACAUCAUCGAGAUCUAUCCCUUCCUCACUCGUGCCAAGGGCGUCGCCAUCACCCAGACCUUCUCCCGUGCUGGCUCGGCCUUCAAUCAGUUCAUCAACCCGAUUGGUCUGGCUAACAUCUCAUGGAAAUUCUACAUCGUUUAUGUGGUAUGGUUGGCUUGCGAACUAACGAUCAUCAUUAUUUUCUACCCAGAGACCAAAGGGCCGACGCUGGAAGAGCUGAGCACACUGCUAGAUGGCCCUGACGCUCAGCUUCCAGACCAUUUCAAGGAACGCGGCUCCCACAUGACCGACAAUACAUCCGAGGGCGAGAAGGUUGAGAGAGAUCACAUGGAGCAAGAGGUCUAAAAUGGAGGGUUUCACGAGCCUUUUUUUAAUUCAAGGUGUAUGGAUGACAGUACAAGUGGCACAACUCGGGUUCUUCUGGUAAUCUUGUAUUGAAUCGUUCUUGAAAUAUUGUAUAGCUCUUUAUAAUUUCUCCAGCAGAGGCACGAGCUCUUUCCAGGUGUUUAUUGUGUAUAAAGUAUUUCUUAUUUUUGGAAGCCCGGAGGUCACACCCUGCUCCACCUGAAUGCCAUUUCGUUGACACGUCUCCAUCAACCCCUUGUCAUUUCCGACAACAACCCCGACAUCAGCUUCAAGCAAGCAAGCAAGGUCCGUCCUGCUGUCCC